AUGAAUGCCCGGAGCACCAUUUUCAAUAUCCCGCCAAAGUCAUGAUAAACGAAAUUAGCUACGGUUGUCCUGCUGGAGAUGAGAGUGAUGGAAGCAACGACGACUGGGACAUUGGAUUUUCAAAACCGUGCGCUGAGCAGGACUCUGAAGCCCAUUUGAAUGGAGAUGACAAAGUGUCCACCCUGAAAAGAGCCAUUACUGCAGGAAAUGUCGAGCUUGUGCAAGAGCUCCUGGACGGUGGUAUGGACGUAGAGACGCGGCUUGGCUUCGGCUGGACUCCUCUCAUGUGCGCUGUCCAUGUGGCCCACAACGAGCUCGCGCAACUCCUGCUGGAUCGUGGCGCAAGUGCAAACUUCAGUAGAGACAGCUUUACAGUUCUGAUGGCUGCUUGCAGUGCAACAUCUGUCUCAGAAGAGAAGAUCGCCCAGUGUGUGGCCUUACUGCUCAGUCGCAAUGCUGACCCAAAUGUGUGCAACAGGAGCAGUUUGACGUGCUUGAUGCUGGCCGCCAGAGACGGCUAUUGUCAGGUGAUUAAUUUGCUGGUGUCACAUGGAGCAGAGGUUAACUUUCAUAAUGACAAUGGACAUACGGCCCUUAUAAUAGCAGUGCAGUACGGACAUGAAGAGGCCGUGUUGAAACUGCUCCAACUAGGAGCUGAUAGGUCUCUCAAAACCAAAACGGGGAAGACGGCAGCUGACAUGGCCAAAUUAUUCAAGAAGACUGAGAUGUCCAGGAUUCUUAGCACCACAGAACCUUAUGCUGUAAAUAACCAUGCAUCGUCCAAAGCUGAGGUGCUGUGUAAAUAUCUCAAUCAAAAUCUUAACCUUCCAUCUUCCUACAAAGAGAGUUGCUCUAAGAUCAGUGAUAUUCAACUUUUGCUGCAUGGUCUGAAUCUGGACCAUCUUUCUGAUGUUAUGAUGGAACAUGACAUCAGUUGGAGCGACCUGUUUAUUAUGGAAAAGCAGGAUUUGGAAAAGAUUGGAGUAACUGACCCUGAGGAUCAAAAGAAGAUUUUCGGUGCCAUUGAGCAGAUGAAUCUUGAUAAAGUAGAUCUGGACAUGCUGACACCUCUUAAUAAUAUAGACAGCGGGAGUGAGGAGUUUCUGAACUUUCUGAUCAGCCUGAAGCAGCAGUGUUGUUAUUUGACAGAAACAGUACAGGAUGUCAUCAGCAGGUUCCCCCGUAGUGCCUCUGAGGUGGUUCUUACAUGUGAUCCCAAGAAAGAGGCUCAAGCCAUUUGCACCGACGUAAUAACUCAGACGGGAGACCUCCAGAAAGAGAUGGCCUGUCUUAAGACCCUGCUCACCAAGACUGAUCACACAUGCGUCUUGCAGCCUCGUCAUCCUAACUCCAAUAUUGGUAAAAGAGGAAAGGGCCGAGGGGGGUUUGCUGUUGUGCUUGGACUUGGAUUGAUCGGUGCAGGUCUACUGAUUGUGUUUUCACAAUCUAAAACUUUGAAAAACUAUUUCUGAUCUUUUUAUUUAUUUCAGUGUUGAUUGUACUUUAAGUUGUUUCUUAAGUGUUUGUUAUUAAUUAUCUUGUGUUCUGCCUUUGUUUGUGUAACGAUAACACUUUCAGUUGUGCACAUGUAGACCGUUAUUCAAGAAAGUGUUAAAUGUUUAUUUGGUUUUUGAAGACAAUGUAC
Molecule: messenger RNA, 1645 nt
Organism: Triplophysa rosa
Lineage: Eukaryota; Metazoa; Chordata; Actinopteri; Cypriniformes; Nemacheilidae
Gene: asz1
Product: ankyrin repeat, SAM and basic leucine zipper domain containing 1
Exons: 13
Coding region: 42-1472 (476 amino acids)
Biological process (GO): piRNA processing
Cellular component (GO): pi-body
Molecular function (GO): protein binding
Source: RefSeq, a predicted model, not a curated record